Molecule: messenger RNA, 1803 nt
Organism: Rotaria sp. Silwood2
Lineage: Eukaryota; Metazoa; Rotifera; Eurotatoria; Philodinida; Philodinidae
Source: the annotation of a GenBank genome assembly
AUGAUUGAACAAUUCAAUGAGAUGCCAAAAUCAAAUGAUUUAAAUUUAAAUAUAUCUGCAUUUCAAUCACAUCGAAUGCAUCUUGGCACGUUUACUGAAAAUUUUCUUAACGUUUUAAAAAAUCAAUCAUCAGAAAAUUUUGAUUCAAUUAUAAAUGUAUGUCGUCAUUGUGCACAAACAUAUUCAAAUAUUGUUCAGGAAAAUGAACUUAAUCUUCUAUUACAACGUCUUUUUAAUAAAUUAGAUGAUAAACAAAGUGGCUAUCUUCUUCGACAAAACCUUAUGAAAAUAUUGCAAGCAUUUUAUAAUGCUUUGAAUGAUAAUGAUAAACAAUAUGUUAAUCAACCAAAUCAAUGGCCUGUUGUUAAACAAACAAUAUUAAAUAAUGAAAAUAAAUUGAAUGAAACAUCAUCAGAAUCCGAAACAGUUCAACAAGAAAAACGAUCUGGAUCUCCAGUAACAAAUGAACAACAAAUUGCAUCCUCGAUUUCAACUGAUGUAACUGAAAAAAUUAAUGAUGGACAAGAACAAAUAAAUGAUGAACAAAACAAAUUUAAUAUUGAAUUAAAACAUCCUUCAGUUUAUGAAGCUGAAUUUCGUUUUACAAAUGAACAAAAACCAAUAUAUAAUUUAGAGCAUUUUGAUACAAUUGAUCAUGAAAAAUCCAUACGAUUUGAUGAACAACUAAUCGAUAAAAUACAAUUUAGUGCUCUAUUAAUGUCAUUUUUUGGUUUGAAAAAAAAUGAAAUGGUUAUAUCAGCAUUAAUUGAUUAUUUUCGAUCAAAUUAUAAAGAAACAAACGAAGAAAAAAAUGCAAAAACGAUUCUUGUACAACAACGUCUCAUUGAUACCGAACAACGUGCUCAAAGUGAUUUACUCUUUGAAAAAAUGAACACAACAUGUACAGAAGCUAUUAAACUUGAACCAUUGGCAAAUAUUCUUAAACAAUAUAAAGAUGGAACAGUCAUUGAACAGAUUGAACAAGUUCUUCAAACAUAUCAAGAUCAAACACAAUUGAGUAGUACACAAUUUUAUGAACUUGUUGUUAAUAUUUAUCAAACACUCAAUGAAACAAUGGGUGGUGGCGAAAACUUCGAUGAACUUCUUAAAUAUAUUGAUGCUCAACAACCACAAUUAAAUACAUCCGAUCGUACACGUAUUCAUACUCGUCAUGAAUGGUUAAAACGUAUACGUAAUAUUCCAUUCCGAACAUUAGGUUAUCUUUAUAAAGAAGUGAUGGAUAUAAUACAAAAAGAUUCUGAAACAUUUAGUAAUCAACCAACAAAACAUUUAAGUAUUUAUAUUGCUUUAGUGGAAAAUGAUAGAAAUCAAUUACGAUAUGUAGCUACAACAAAUGAUCAAACUGAUUUAUUAUUAGGUAAAACAUUACAACGUGGUACAGGCAUUUCUUUUCAAAUACUUGAUGGUGGAAAAUGGACAUAUAUAAAUCAAACAAAAAAUCAUUCGCGUAUUAAAUUUUUUAAUCCAGAUGCUAAAAAUCAAUCGGGUAGUUUUGUAUUAAUUCCAUUAAAACGUUUUCAACGAACAUAUUCUAAUGGUUUAUUGGGUAUUGAUACAAUACGAGACAAAAAAGAAAAAGCAUUUGUUCAACAUGAAGCACAAUUUUAUGAAGGCAUUGCAUCAGCAUUAUCGGAUACAUUUACAUUUGUUGAUUUUGAUAAGAAUAUGAUGAAAAUUCUACAUCGAUUUACUUAUUGGAUUAAACAACGAUGUUCAAAUGUAAGUAAUCAGUAUAGAUCUUUUUCUUUUUUCGUAAGUCGAUCAAGAUUGAACACGAAUUAG